Messenger RNA from Pundamilia nyererei, 1509 nucleotides. RefSeq names its product Mix paired-like homeobox (gene mixl1). NCBI's taxonomy places the organism in Eukaryota, Metazoa, Chordata, Actinopteri, Cichliformes, Cichlidae. The transcript is spliced from 4 exons. The record is from RefSeq and is a predicted model, not a curated record. Bases 409 to 1434 code for a protein of 341 amino acids. Gene Ontology annotation, molecular function: DNA-binding transcription factor activity, RNA polymerase II-specific; RNA polymerase II transcription regulatory region sequence-specific DNA binding. Gene Ontology annotation, biological process: regulation of transcription by RNA polymerase II.
UGUUUUCUCACAGCGUCCUGGUAUAGUCCUUUGAACUCCUCCACCUUUUUUGGGAAAUUGCCGUUUCCGUCUUUCUCCCUUUGAAGGCUGAGGGUCCAUUAUUGCUUCAUCCAUGCCAAAGCGGAUAAAUGUUUUCUCUGCCGAUGUGUAUUGAGCGUGCAGAUUCCAUUAAAACUCCUUUAAACAGACCUGCGGCCGGACCAUCGUUCCAGGUGUGAUUGCUUCACACCUCUGCUGGCCCGCAGACGUCUGAAGUUGCUGCACGGCCGCUGCAGUGCCGGUCGGCCCCGAUGGCAGACCCAUUCACACAUCUAGACAGCUUUACCUUUGAUCACAGGAGGAUUUAAAUCCGGCGAGCGCACGGAUCUCAAGCUCAGUCAGUCAGUCACCGGGGAUAAAGCGGAAAGGAUGUCUGCAGUUCAGGGGAAUAUGCGCGUCGGGGAGGCGAACCAGUUCCACAUGUAUCACGAAGGGCCUCUGCAGAUGAACAACGCCGUGAAUCCAGAAUGUGGACCUCCGGACGGUGGAAACUACUUCAACCCCGCAAAUCCUGUUCCCAGGGCAGACAAAUGCGUGGCAAUGCUGACCCACAGGAGAAAGAGGACCAAUUUCACCCAACAGCAAAUCAAGGUGCUGGAGAAAGUUUACAACGACACUAAAUAUCCCGACAUCUUCCUACGGGAGAGACUGGAGGCUCUGACAGGGCUGCCGGAGUCCAGAAUUCAGGUGUGGUUUCAGAACAGAAGGGCCAAGUCUCGUCGCCAGGUUAGCUCAUCAACGUCUACAAAGGUCAGCAGCACGCCAGCAGCUGGUCCCUUUAUCCAAGUCCAGAACAGGAUGGCUCCGGAAAAAGUUUGUGACAAUCUUCACAGUGCUCAAGUACAUCAGAUGGGUGGUUUUGGACUAGAGGAAAGUUUCAGGUCUACAGUGCACCUACAAGGCAUCGAGGACACCCACAGGAACACUCUUCCAAGCAAACCCAGCAGCUACGCCCAAGCAUCUGCCUCCCGCAUCUAUGACAAGGAGGGCGCCAGAAUGAAUCCAGAACACAUGCAGCGACACAAGCAGAGUGCUGGCACUUCGAGCUGCAGCGUCCCUCUCUAUCCCAGGAGAGAGCACCAGACAAACAUGGACGCCAACAUGACCAACAGCCAAGCUCCAAAGGUUUUGGUGGAGUAUGACAAUUUCCCACCAAACAAAACCAUUGGACCAGAGAUGAAAGUUGUGAUUCCUCCCAUCCCAAUGCAGAACCCCUUCAGCACACCAUCAUCAUCUAAGGACAACAGAUGCCAAAUGCAGUAUCCGCAGGCGAGGGCCAGCGGGGACAGGUUCGAUCACUUUUCCCAGAUCCCCGCCAGAAAGAUGCAGGACUUCUCCGACUCGGAUUCUGAUUGGGAAAAUGAAGCAAUGGCAAACUUCAGUGGCUUUAUGUGAUGCAUUACAAAAGCUACAUGUAUCAUAAGAGGUGUGAGAGUGUAUUUAUUUUAAAACUAUAUAUAAAAAAAAAAA